Salvelinus fontinalis (brook trout) is the source of this 1427-nucleotide messenger RNA. Its product is annotated as metallophosphoesterase 1-like. Gene Ontology annotation, molecular function: phosphoric diester hydrolase activity. Gene Ontology annotation, cellular component: endoplasmic reticulum-Golgi intermediate compartment. The record is from RefSeq and is a predicted model, not a curated record. Gene Ontology annotation, biological process: endoplasmic reticulum to Golgi vesicle-mediated transport; GPI anchor biosynthetic process. The coding region runs from base 191 to 1369 and encodes 392 amino acids. NCBI's taxonomy places the organism in Eukaryota, Metazoa, Chordata, Actinopteri, Salmoniformes, Salmonidae. The transcript is spliced from 9 exons.
UUAUUAUUAUUAUUAUUAUAGGCCUAUACGGGAUUUAUAUUACAUUUUGCACAAUGCGAUGAGAACGUCACGCAGGCAUUGAUAUUUAGGAUUGAAGAUAAUUUUAAAAAAAGACGAUGCCUGGUGAAGCGCGGCUCCAUCAGUGCGCCUCUAUUGCAGGUCAUCUGAAAACAACAACAAUAGAUGUAUCAUGUCGUGUUUGAGCGUCACAUGCAGCGCUGUUAUUGUCCUGUUCGGAGCCGUUUGCAGCGUUUUCAUAUUCUGUGAGUAUCUGAUUUAUUACGCCGCGAUAUUACAGUGCGGUUGGCCGGAGAUCGACCACGGUGCCCCGUCGAGUGAGAGGAGCGCAGACGGCCAACCAGAGACGGGGGUUCUCCGCGCUAUGGUACUGUCAGACACGCACCUCCUCGGCGCUGUCGGAGGGCACUGGUUCGACAAACUGCGAAGGGAAUGGCAGAUGGAACGAGCUUUCCAGACCGCCCUGGCCCUGCUCCGACCUGAGGUCGUCUUUAUACUGGGGGAUGUGUUCGAUGAGGGAAAAUGGAGCUCUCCGAAGAACUGGGAGGAUGAUGUCUGUCGUUUCCAGAAGAUGUUCAGACACCCCAGAGACACAGAGCUGGUAGUUCUGGUUGGAAACCACGACAUCGGCUUCCACUACGAAAUCUAUACUGAUGGUGUUGUCUCUCUACUGGUGAACAGGUGUUUUGUUUCUCGUUUUUUCUCUAGCUUUCUAUUGGUCAACAGCGUGGCGUUGCAUGGUGACGGUUGUCCUAUCUGCCAAUCAGUGGAGAAACAGCUGUACACACUGUCCAGGGAUCUCAACUGUUCACUACUACAGAAUUCUGAGUCCAGCAUUAUAAGAGAAUACUGCCAAGACGCAUGGACCUAUCCUUCUACAGCACCUAUCAUCCUGCAGCAUUACCCUCUUUACCGCGUGAGUGACGCGGGCUGUACGGGUCGGGACGCUGCUCCUCCUAAAGAGCGUCACCUGCUGUUCAGAGAGAAGUAUGACGUGCUGUCUCAGGAGGCCUCUCACAGGCUGCUGCAGUGGUUUAAGCCCCGCCUGGUUCUCAGUGGCCACACCCACAGUGGUUGUCAGGUUCUCCAUGACAACCAGUACCCGGAGAUCAGUGUUCCGUCCUUCAACUGGAGGAACCGCAACAACCCCAGUUUCAUCCUGGGUUCGUUCUCCUCCAGUGGUUACGGCCUGUCUAAGUGUUUCCUUCCAGAGGAGAGUACAGUGAUAGCCCUGUACUGCUCUACGGGAGCCAGCCUCCUCUUCCUCCUCCCUCUGGUCCACUGCCUGUGGAUGCGAGGCCUUCUCCGGUGCCUCAUCCUCUGUCCAAUCAGCAAACACAAGUUUCUCUGACGGUCUCAGGUAGAGGUUGUCCCUGACUGCUGAAUGAUACAGGAUCAGAUAUGGGCUA